Messenger RNA from Ipomoea triloba (trilobed morning glory), 1901 nucleotides. RefSeq names its product beta-glucosidase 12-like. Gene Ontology annotation, biological process: carbohydrate metabolic process. Gene Ontology annotation, molecular function: beta-glucosidase activity. The transcript is spliced from 10 exons. Bases 84 to 1622 code for a protein of 512 amino acids. Lineage: Eukaryota; Viridiplantae; Streptophyta; Magnoliopsida; Solanales; Convolvulaceae. The record is from RefSeq and is a predicted model, not a curated record.
UACUUUUCCCUCAUAGAAACUAACAGAUCAGGUUAACACAAAAACUUCAUUCAAAAUUUAUAUUGAUCCACUCAAUCCUAGCCAUGAAGGUCUCUCUUCUUCUUGUUGUUUUGAUCUGCUUUCCACUUGCAAACGCCAACGGCGGCUCCUCUUCUAGUUCCGUUAACCGGAAUAGUUUUCCGGCAGGUUUCUUGCUCGGAGCGUCUUCCGCUGCCUACCAAUACGAAGGAGCAACAUCUGGAGAUGGCAGAGGGCCAAGUAUUUGGGAUAAUUACAUCCACAGCUAUCCAGAAAAAAUAUCAGAUGGAAGCAACGCAGAUAUAGCCGACAACUUUUAUAAAUCGUACAAGGAAGAUGUGAAACUGAUGAAGUUCGUAGGACUUGACGCUUUCAGAUUAUCAAUUUCAUGGUCGAGAAUUUUGCCACGUGGGAAGUUAAGUGGGGGAGUGAACAGAGAAGGGAUUGCGUUUUACAACAAUCUCAUCGAUGAGCUUCUGGCAAAUGGCAUACAGCCUUUUGUGACGAUCUACCACUGGGAUCUUCCUCAGGCACUGGAGGAUGAGUACAGCGGAUUCCUUAGCCCUCUUGUUGUAGAUGAUUUCGUGGAUUUUGCGGAGAUCUGCUUCAAGGAAUUCGGAGAUAGAGUGAAGCAUUGGAUCACCAUGAAUGAGCCCUACGUGUUCACCAGCGCCGGCUAUGACGCCGGCGUCUUCGCCCCGGGGCGGUGUUCUCCCUGGGUUUCCGGCGCCGGCUGCCCCAGUGGGAACUCCGCCACAGAGCCUUACAUUGUUGCGCACCAUCUGCUCCUUUGCCACGCUGCAACAGUGAAAUUGUACAAGCAAAAGUACCAGGAAUCUCAGAAGGGAGAGAUUGGUAUAACCAUAGUGUCUCAAUGGAUGGUACCAUAUUCGAGUAGCGAACUUGAUAUUAAAGCAGCCAAACGCGCCCUUGAUUUUGUGUAUGGCUGGUUCCUUAACCCGUUGGUGUAUGGGGAAUAUCCUUCCACCAUGCGUAGUCUCGUCGGAAAACGCCUGCCGGAGUUCACCGCCGAUCAAGCGGCGAUGUUGAAAGGCUCUUUUGAUUUUCUUGGCGUAAAUUACUACACGGCCAAGUACGUGGCUCAUGCCACCUCCGUUAAUAACGUCAACGUCAGUAGCUCAACCGAUGCUCAAGUCAUCUUCUCAACUGAGAAAGAUGGAAAACCUAUAGGUGAACCGACUGCAUCAAGUGAUAUGUUCGUCUAUCCCGAAGGGCUUCGAAAUCUUUUGGUCUAUACCAUGCAAAACUACAACAAUCCCACAAUUUAUGUUACAGAAAACGGGAUGUCUGAUUCCAGUAGUCUCUCAAAGCUGGAAGGGAUUGCAGAUUACAAAAGAGUAAAGUUCUAUCGCAAUCAUCUCUUAUACCUCAAAGAAGCUAUUCAGGUUGGUGUGAACGUCAAAGGUUUCUUUGCAUGGUCAUUUCUCGACAACUUUGAAUGGACAGAUGGAUACAACGUUAGGUUUGGAAUGUGCUAUGUGGACUACGAGGAUGGGCUCAAAAGAUAUCCAAAAUAUUCAGCGCUUUGGUUCAGAAAACACUUUAACAAGGACUCCACUGCCUCAAUGGCAGCCAGCCUUUGAAUUCUAUUAUUUUAUUUAUUCAAUUAUUUAUUUUCAAUUUCUUUUUCCAUUUAAUUCUUUUAGGUCUUAGCAUAGUUAAAUAUAUUCUUGUCCAUACAUCGAAUCUUCUACUAUUUUUAGUUUAGGACUUAGGAGAUGAUGAGACCACAUUCUUUCAUAGGCUUGUCACUAAGAUUAAGGAUAUGGUUUAGAUCAGAAGAGUUGAAUUCUUUUACUGCCACAAAUGGAUGUAUGCAGAGAAUUGAAUAUUUUAUUUAUUAAUUGGUAUGUUACUCAUGA